Messenger RNA from Saxophila tyrrhenica, 1656 nucleotides. It is a transcript of the gene TR02, whose product is annotated as putative amidase. The record is from RefSeq and is a predicted model, not a curated record. NCBI's taxonomy places the organism in Eukaryota, Fungi, Ascomycota, Dothideomycetes, Mycosphaerellales, Extremaceae. The transcript has 3 exons. Bases 1 to 1656 code for a protein of 551 amino acids.
AUGUCCACAACUGAACCCUGGCAGAACAUUGUGGCUCGCAAGCAAGAUGAGCGCAGCUCAAAGAUACCACCUGAAUGGAAGAUACCAGGAGAUCUCUUGCCACCCUCCGAAGUUCUAGAUGUGCAAGACUUCCCUCGUACCUCUGGCUUCUUCACGGAUCGAGAGCUGCUCAUCACGGAAUCCUCGGCUAGCGAUGUCGUCGAUCAGAUAGCCACCAGCACGUGGAGCUCCGAAGAAGUCGUCAGGGCAGUAUGCAAGCGAGCCGCCUGUGCUCAGCAGCUGCUAAACUGCGUGACGGAGAUCUACUUCGACCAGGCCAUUGCGCGGGCCAAAGAACUGGAUUACCACCUGAAGAGAGAAGGCAAGACCAUCGGCCCUCUGCAUGGCCUUCCCAUAAGUUUGAAGGACCAGUUCAACGUUCCGGGUUUGGACUCAACCAUUGGAUACGUGUCGUAUGCCUUCAAGCCGGCGACAGAGCCGUCUACUCUGGCUAAGCUGCUGCUGGAUGCGGGUGCUGUGUUGUACGUCAAAUCGAAUGUGCCUUCGACUCUCAUGAUGGGCGAGUCUGUCAACAACACUUUUGGUCGGACUGUCAACCCACGGAACCGUAACCUCACGACGGGUGGAUCUUCCGGUGGUGAGUCUGCGCUAGUGACUUUCCGUGCGAGUUUCCUGGGUGUUGGUACCGAUAUUGGAGGUAGCAUUCGACAUCCUUGCAGCUACACCGGCCUCUUCGGCCUGCGACCAUCCCACGGAAGGAUCUCGUACCAGCAUGUCGUAAACACAUACGUCGGACAAGAAGCGGUGCGCUCGUGUGCAGGCCCGAUGUGCCGCUCGGCGAAAGACGUGCGCUUGUUCAUGUCGACUAUGGCUUCACAACAACCUUGGAUACAUGACCCACAAUGCAUACCGUUGCCUUGGCGAGCGGAGCAGGAGGUACUUCCAGAGCAGCUCUGCUUCGGGUUUGGCUUGGGAGAUGGCACGGUGACUCCAACACCACCGUUACGGCGUGCGAUGGAGAUCACCAAGGCGAAGCUGCAGGCCGCCGGACAUCGGGUCAUCGACUUCGUGCCGACCGAGAUGGCUGAAGCGUCCAGAAUCAUCUAUCAGAUGUGGUCCGCGGAUGGGUUUGAGGAGUUCAGGCGGGACAGAGAUGCUUCGGGAGAGCCUUUACAUCCUGACCUCGAGCGCUGGAUGGCGAACACCGAGCAUGCGCACAGCAUCUCCAGCACGUGGCAGAAUCAGAACCAAAGGGCACACUUGGCACGCAAGUGGCUGGACAAGUGGCAGGCGACACAGAAGGAGACGGGGACGGGUCGGCCGAUCGAUGGAUUGAUUGUGCCCUCCACCCCGUUUCCAGCUAUCAGACAUGACGGUGGGUAUCCAUGGCAUUAUGGGACACUGUCGCCCUUGCUCGACCUGACAACAGGCGUCUUCCCUGUCACGAAGGUGGAUCUGGAGAAGGACAAGGUAUCUCCGGACUUCCAGCCAAUCUCAGAGAAGGACAAGGAAGUCAUGGAGUACUAUGGCUGUCCCGAGAACCACGAGAACGCCUUGAUUGGACUUGCCAUUGUCGGACGGCGGUUGGAGGAGGAGAAAGUCACACGGAUGCUGCAAGUCAUGAGCGACGUAGUCGGUGUAGACUAUGCCACGUGA